ACAAUGCUUAGUCACGCUGAGUUACAGCUUUCCCCUCCUUUCUGUGUGGCUCGGGGCUCGGCAGACCGCGAUGGAGGAAUUGUUCUAGACUACGCUGUCAGCUGAACCAACUGCUUCUUAGUAAGUAAACAAACAAAUAGGUGGGCAUCCUCAAGGAAGGCUUCUCCAGAGAAAACAACGAAACACCGCUACCACUUCAUUCCUAAAGGCUCAACUGCCUCACCUGGAGUCUCGGACUCUGAAUAGCUCUUUUGAAGACAGCUUUGAUUAUUACUUUUUGUAACAAAGCAAUAGAUUUUAUUUUUAUUUUUUUUAUCACUGUGCAAGAUUGAUCUGCACAGUUUGUGAAUCUGGCACAGCUCUUGAGUUGUUUGAUUGAAGACUUUUUGAGCAGUCAAAAUAUAUUUGAUUAGAAGGCUCAGAGGAAGACAAGAUAACAGAGACGUACUGCAAACUGACUGUUUAUAUUGCUGGGUAUGAUUAAUACGUUUCUGCUGAAAUAAUAGAGAAGUGGAAAGGAAAGCAACUGUGUUGCCAACACAAACAACUGAUCUGAGUCUGGAGCAGUUCUUACUUUGCCUGCUAUUCUCUAACUCUUUCUCUGAAAAGUUAACCUUCAAACAAAACCAGAGGGACCCUUAAUUCAAGGCAUUUUAAUUAUGUUGGAACUGCAGCAUAUAUUAGUACAUGCAGCCAUGAGUGGCAGCCUUGCAUUCAACGCUCUAGUAAUGCCAUAAUGGGGCGAAUGGCUGGACUGAAGUACUGAACAUAGCAAGGAAAUCCCCAUGUUUUUAUAAACAAGACAUAACUCUUUUACUCAUAGAAAAGUCAGGAGGGCCUGGAGCUUUCUGUUUGGCUGUCUACCAAAUUCCUCAAAUUAAAUUCUUUUAUUUCGACCCAUGCCUGCAUGUGGUGCAAGGAUGCCCCAUAACGCCGUCCACUGUUCUUGAGAAGGCGACCAAAGAGGAGGAGAAAGGGUAGGAAAUGACGGAGUGUUUGACAGAAUACAAAGCGCUGGUGACUCCGUCCACGCGCAAUGGUCACCGCGUCUUCAGCUACACGCUCGAGAGCCACACGUCAGCCGCCUUCGCCAUCAUGAACGAGCUGCGGCUGGAGCGGCAGCUGUGCGACGUCACGCUACGCGUGCGCUACAAGGACCUGGAGGCGGUGGACUUUGUGGCUCACAAGGUGGUGUUGGCCUCCUCGUCCCCGGUCUUCAGGGCCAUGUUCACCAACGGCCUGAAGGAGUGCGGUAUGGAGUUGGUGCCCAUCGAAGGAAUUCACCCCAAGGUAAUGGACAGACUGAUAGAGUUUGCCUACACAGCCAGCAUCUCUGUGGGUGAGAAGUGUGUCAUCCAUGUGAUGAAUGGUGCUGUCAUGUACCAGAUAGACAGCGUGGUCAAGGCCUGCUGUGAUUUCCUCGUCCAGCAGCUUGACCCCAGCAACGCUAUUGGCAUUGCCAGCUUUGCAGAGCAGAUCGGUUGCACAGAGCUCCACCAGAAGGCCAGAGAAUACAUCUACAUGAACUUCAGCCAGGUAGCAACCCAAGAGGAAUUCUUCAACUUGUCCCACUGCCAGCUGGUCAACCUGAUCAGCCGCGACGAGCUCAACGUGCGCUGUGAGUCCGAAGUCUUCCAGGCAUGCGUGGCCUGGGUGCGAUAUGACCGGGAGAACAGGCGACCGUACGUCCAAGCCUUACUCCAGGCUGUCCGCUGCCAUUCCCUCACCCCCAACUUCCUGCAGACCCAGCUUCAGUCUCUGGACUGGGACCCACAGUGUAAAGACUACCUGGCUCAGAUCUUCCAGGACCUCACCCUCCACAAACCCACCAAAGUGAUUUCUUGCAGAACUCCCAAGGUGCCGCAGCUCAUCUACACAGCAGGGGGUUAUUUCCGUCAGUCGCUCAGCUACCUGGAGGCUUACAACCCUUGCACGGGAACCUGGCUGAGGCUUGCCGACCUGCAGGUACCCCGAAGCGGCCUGGCCGCCUGUGUGAUCAGUGGGCUUUUCUAUGCUGUUGGUGGAAGAAACAACGCGCCUGAUGGUAACAUGGACUCAAACGCUUUAGACUGUUACAAUCCUAUGAACAACUGCUGGCUGCCGUGUGCACCCAUGAGCGUGCCCAGGAACCGAAUCGGAGUCGGGGUCAUCGAUGGCAUGGUAUAUGCAGUUGGUGGAUCACAUGGGUGCAUUCAUCAUAAUAGUGUGGAAAGGUAUGAUCCAGAACAGGAUCAGUGGCAGCUGGUAGCCCCGAUGUUAACACGACGUAUCGGUGUGGGUGUGGCGGUCAUCAACCGGCUGCUCUACGCUGUGGGGGGGUUCGACGGGGCCAACCGGCUCAGUUCCUGUGAGUGCUACAACCCUGAGAAGGAUGAGUGGAAGACCAUGGCUCCGAUGAACACGGUCCGCUCCGGAGCUGGUGUGUGUGCACUUGGCAAUCAGAUCUUUGUGAUGGGCGGAUACGACGGCACCAACCAGCUGAACACGGUGGAGCGCUAUGAUGUAGAAACCGAUACGUGGAGCUUUGCUGCCUCCAUGAGGCACAGACGCAGUGCUCUGGGAGUCACUGCGCUGCAUGGACGCAUCUAUGUGUUGGGAGGUUACGAUGGCAGCACUUUCCUCGACAGUGUGGAGUGUUACGACCCAGAGCAGGACACUUGGUCAGAGGUGACCCACAUGACUUCAGGCCGCAGCGGCGUGGGAGUGGCUGUCACCAUGGAGCCCUGCCAAAAGGAUUUAUUGCAGUGUCAGGCGUGUGACGGUGGAAGAACCAGUGGCAAGGCGGACCCUUCGGCAAAUGCACGCGAAGAUCUGAGCAGGACCCGAUCCACACACUGACACGCAUCUCAAAACUGACCUGUGAAAACUGGUCCUUUAAAUUGAGUAACGUUAUAAGAUCCAGACAGUCUAGCUUUGUGCUCCAACGCGGCAUUUAAAGCCCUCAGCUAGAUCAUCAUUUGUAAAGGGCUCCAUAAUAAAAAGGUCACUUUACUGGCCCAAUGAGUCAUCAGGGGCUCUUUAUUGCAUUUAAAGAGCAAACUAAAUCUGAUAGGUGAAGGAAAUACUUCAAGCGAUCGAUUAUGUAAACAAAACGUAGCGUGUGUGUGGGGGGGGGGGGGGCGCAAUCAAAGUGCCAUUACAAUGCCUGUGGGCAUUAUCACUAUGUCGGUAUAUUCUCCUGAGGUGCUUGUGUGGGAAGGCACAGGCUGAGUCACUGUGUGGAAAUUAGUGUUAACCCAGAGAGCCACAAGAUGAAGAUCGUACAGUGGGCCUCAUGCAAGAGCUUGUUUGACGUGCUUAUACAGACCAUCUUAAUUCAGUCGAAUAGUUCUUUACAAAAUCACAAUCUGCACAUUAAAAAAGAAUACAUAAAUAAAUAAAGAAGAAGAAUUUAAGCUCCUGAUGUUGGAUAUAUCCAGUACUAGCAGUCCAAAACAACCUGUGUAGUAACAGGUUUUUGAUAUAGCACAGGAACCAUUAUUUCCCUCCUGUUUAUUGUAUAUGUAGACAGUUAUUUGCUGUUAUUUUUAGUAGUAAUGUACUUGUUUAAACUCACCAUCUGUUUAGAACUCAUUUUUUUGCAAAUAAUCUAUUUUUAUUUAAAGUGGACAUCCUGUAUGACGCCUGUGAAGGCACGCGGAAGAUAUUUAAAUCGGUUGUUGUUGAUCUAAGCUGAAGACAGAUUCUGCAGCUCCAGAGCUCUUAUCCCACCUUAAAUAUUUUCAAGAACAUUUUGGAUUACUGGAUCACACACAAGAAUAUACCUGUGAUAUAAAAGAGGGUUUUCAAGCAAGCUGGCAAGGUGGUUCCAGUUUUAAAUCCAAGAACAAACGUCCUGUGCGAGGCAUUUGGUGUUGGUGUGAUCCCUCGCCUGCAACACCAACCAUGACGUGUGCUGUUAGAUUCCAAGAAGAAAUACUUUAGCCUUUCUUACAUGACUACCUGAUGCUCGGCUGCAGGUUUAUUUUGGUAGGCACAGCUAAAACUAGCAGUCCUGCAGUAAAUCCAGCUUUCACAGUGGGUUUCUACUGUUUUGUUGCCUUUUAGUGAUCUUACUGGGGCAAAAUAAUAAACGCCUGUCACUUUGGUGCAUAACACUUCCACAGAAUCACCUCCUUUUUAUGGAACCACUUAAUCAGAAAUUACAACCUUCAUGAAGGUAGGAUUUAUUGCAGGAUGUCAUAUUAUAGAGCAUUACAUCUAGUUAAGUGUGUAUAAUCAUAAACUGGCAGCUGAGUUUCUGUUCCUUCAACUGCAGUCAUUAUGCAGCUGUACGGGUGUGGGGGAAAAUGUGCAUGCACCUGCCAAAUUGUAUAAAUUGUCAUCUCAGAUUUUGGUAGAAAAGAUCUGCUUUAAGCAAGUGGUUCUUCCAUGAGGCCCACUGUCAAAAAUUCAAGUGUUGAUACAAGAGUCUGCAUAGUAACAAAUGUGUUCUUUAACUGAUUGCAUAAAAUGUGAAACUUUAGUAAAAUACUGAGCGAUGCUUCUUCUCGGGCUCCACGAUUGUCGUCCAGUGGGAUCGGUGUGCAAAGCGCCAA
This is a messenger RNA of Pundamilia nyererei, 4538 nucleotides long. It is a transcript of the gene keap1b, whose product is annotated as kelch-like ECH-associated protein 1b. The record is from RefSeq and is a predicted model, not a curated record. The transcript is spliced from 7 exons. Lineage: Eukaryota; Metazoa; Chordata; Actinopteri; Cichliformes; Cichlidae. Bases 985 to 2838 code for a protein of 617 amino acids. Gene Ontology annotation, molecular function: protein binding.